This is a messenger RNA of Amyelois transitella, 2301 nucleotides long. RefSeq names its product zinc finger protein 665-like. NCBI's taxonomy places the organism in Eukaryota, Metazoa, Arthropoda, Insecta, Lepidoptera, Pyralidae. Gene Ontology annotation, molecular function: DNA-binding transcription factor activity, RNA polymerase II-specific; RNA polymerase II cis-regulatory region sequence-specific DNA binding. The record is from RefSeq and is a predicted model, not a curated record. The transcript is spliced from 4 exons. Bases 1 to 2301 code for a protein of 766 amino acids. Gene Ontology annotation, biological process: regulation of DNA-templated transcription.
AUGGAGCAGGGGAAUAUUCUUAUGGAAUCUAAUGCGGUCUAUCCAGUACUGCUCAUCCCUAAAAAGUGUACCACAUUGGAAACCAACUGUGAAGCAACUGAUAAUGUAUUCAUUGAGUUGAACAUAACUUCUCCUGAUAUUGAAGGGAAUGAGAUGUGUAUUUACUCAGGGUUCUGCAAUGUGAAAUUAAUAGAUAGUUAUGAUGUCCAUCAGUUAGACUCUACAGAUGAUAGUGAAAUAAGUUACAUAGAUACUACAGAACAGACUCCUCUAAUUAUUACUGAUCCUAAUAAUCAAGUGGCAGUUCCUUACAACCAAUCUCAAGUAUGGAUUGAUCCUGCGAGGAGUCCGUUUGUGUACAACCAGUAUGAUGCCAUAGAAAGACAGGAAUAUUCUAUCCAGUGUCAUCAAACUCAUACAAACCAUAUCACUGUGGAGCAACACAACACAUAUAUAACGCAGAAUGUUUACAACUACAAGGAGUCACUUAGUUAUUCUUCUGUAGAAGACUUUGAACAUAAAAAGUUUAGAAAAGUACAAACGUCUGAGAUACAGCAGAAUAAUGUUGAGGCAAAUAAUUUAAGCCUUUAUGAAGAGGAUGAGUUUGAGUGUGGAGUGUUUCUCUCCCAGUUGCCUGAGGAAAUUAUUAAUGAGAAAGAGAAUCGGGCCAGAGAGGAGCGUAAGUUCAUCGGCCUCCAAAGUGAGAAUGGAGCAUUAAAGCAACUUAUGUCAUCAGACAUCCAGUCGGCUUCAAAACAGCGUAAAACCAUCCUUUUUCUUGGGCAUGAUUCACACUGUGGCCAGACCAUACAGAAGAUAGCUGUGAAUGACCCAUCCUUGGAAUGCUCAAGUUUCAGUGAAAUUGACAAUGAAGUAGAAAUUGAUAGCACCAGACCCAAUAAGCCCCAUCAGAAAAAGUUCCAGUGUGAUAAAUGCAAGCAGAUAUUUGACCAAAUAUCCACAUUCAAAAUGCACAUGGUGGGGAACCAUAAAAUACGGGCACAUAACUCCUCUUAUGAUAUUGACUCUGCAUUAUCAAAGGACAUGAAAUUCAUGUGCACUGAAUGUGGGAAGAGCCUUAAAACUCAGGAGAAAUUCGAGAUCCAUUGCAUGGGCCAUGGUGAUCCAGAAUUAGAAUGUAAUAAAUGCCACAAAGUUUUCGCUUCAAAAUUUACUCUACGCACCCAUCGUAGAAUCCAUACUAGAAAGUACCCUUGUGGUUACUGCUCUAAGACUUACUCUGAUGCUGAAGAUUUGAGGUCACAUGCAGCUAAGAUUCACCUGAUGUUUAUGUGCGACACAUGUGACUAUGUUUCAUCAAAGUAUGUUGAUUUGGUUGUCCAUCAGGAGUUGCACAAAGGUUUAGAAUCUCAAAUCAAGGAAACUGAGAUUGAAUUGUCUGAAUCAUUCAUGGAUGACGUUUCCGAGUCUGGUAUAAUAAUAACUACUCCUGAAGAUCCAAGUCUGAGAUGGGAGCAGUAUUCGCCAAAUAACGCAAUGUCCAAAAGUGAGGAAAUAAGGAAGGCCGAUUCGGUGAUUGCAAAAGUGAUGUCAAACAAGAUGUUUCUGUUGCAUUCUAAAAAGGCUAGAAGACAUAAAAGAUAUAAUAAGACCUGCGACGUCUGUCUCAAAGUGUUCGAUCGCAUCGGAGAUCUCAAGCGCCACCUCAUCGAGCACGUGAUCCGCUGUACCCUGGCCAAGACUCCGGUCAGCGUCAACGGCACCCUCAACAUCGUCUGCGAGGUCUGCCAAGCCGAAACCUUCUCCAAAAUAGACAGGUACAAGGCCCAUUUGCGCGAACACGCCAAACUAACCCUAUACAAAUGCACGUUCUGCGACAAAUCUUUCAGCGACUCCAGCAAUUUCUCAAAACACAAAAAAAUACACGGCACCACCUAUUUGCAAUGCGAUUUGUGCCAAAGGAAAUUCAACUCUAAAAAAAUGAUCACCCAACAUAUGGAGUAUCACAAUAGAAAUACUCCAGUUAAAUGCAAGUUUUGCAACAAAAUAUUCCAUUUUGAAUCUAUGUUAAACAAGCAUAUAAAAUGUGCUCAUACUAGGGAGUUGUCAAACAGGUUCAAAUGCAGAUUUUGUAAUGAUUAUUUCAAGACUUUGAAAGAGAAGUGGGAUCAUGAAUGGAGUAUUCAUAAUGUGAGAAAAAUGAUUGUCGACUGUUUGAUUUGCGGCUCAAAGUUUAGGAAAUACUCUGAGCUGAAAAGGCACUGUUUGGACUUCCAUGAUAUGAAUAUACCUCCUGCUAAGAAAUUGUUAAAAAAUAAGAGGUACUCUACGGGCGAUUAG